AUGGAGAAUGAUCAAGAUGUAAUUGAUGUAAUUAAUUCUCUGGAAUUUUGUGCGACUGACUAUAAUGCUGUUGAAAGAUCAUCCUGGCGAUCUUGUGAAUUUGAUUGUGGACUACGUCUAUGUCGGUUUAAAAUGCAGGAACAUAAAAAUAUUUGUCCAGCUCGACCAUUUGAUUACCUUUGCAAAAUAUGCGAUGAAAAGUUUCUAGGAUCCUACAAUUUCAUCAAUGUUGGUUUUAAAACACAUAUUCUUCAAGCACAUUUAAACGACAUUGUUUUCCUUCCGGAUACUGAUGAUUGGUCCUUCCCAAUGAGCUAUGCUGAUGAAACAAAAAUAGUUAUAAGAAAUGAUAUCGAUUAUUACAAAAAUGAAUACUUUUGGGUUACACAAAAAAUUGAAGAUGGACGUCGCAAAAUUCUUAUACAACAGUUUUUUGCAACUGAUGAAUUUUGCAGUUUAAGUGUAUUUGAAAUCAAAAGUCAUGAGUCGAAACUUGUUUUCCAAGCCGAAGUAAUUCCUAGAAAUACUCAUCCUGUAGACUUCUCAUCAGAUUCCAUUGAUGUGACAAAAAUAUCAGCAUGUGGAUCAUUGACAAUCAAAUUUGUAGGUUUAGUGACAAUUCCAGAAGAAAUUUUAUUACUUCUAGAAUGCUUGAUUUGUAACUGUUUGAUGACCGGUAAAAUAGUCCUCUGUACCACAGGGCACAGUGUAUGCCAUAACUGUUUGAGCCAAAUAACUGCAUGUCCUUUAUGCCAACAAUCAUUUUUGACUGACCAAAGAAAUUAUUUGGCUGAAUCUAUAAUUGAAUCCUCAAAUAAAAUAUGUGAAAACCGUCGCAAUGGUUGUCAGGAACAAUUUUCGGCUCAGGAUCGGAAUCUGCAUUUGAAAAUUUGCAUGUUUGCGUCUCUUAGCUGUCCUAAAUGCAAUAAUGAAAUGAAUUACUAUCAAUUAUUUAACCAUAUGUUAAACGAGUGUGGAAAUUCAAUGAGUAGAAUCACAUAUGAAAUGAAUAAUUUGAUAUCAUUAGCUUCAAAACCAGAAAUCGCAUUUUUCUCAAAAUAUGGAAAAGAUUUCAUUCUGGAUUUUUCGUACUAUGAAGAUCAAAUGUUCUUGGCUGUGAGACAAAUAACUCGAAACGACUCAGAUUUAUUUUAUUAUGAAGUAAAAUUGUUUAACGCUGCAAAAAAUAAUCACAGACAGGCUGAACUUAUUGGAAAAUGUCAUCAAUUAAAUGAUGAAUAUCCAUUGAAUAUAACUAGUUAUACAUAUUGUAAAGUUAGGGUUUUUAAACUACCUCAAAUGGAAAGUUAGUAAAAUGAAAUUUAUGAAAUUUAAUUUGAACCUCUUGCCAAUGCAUUAUUUGAUAAACUAUAAUAGUUAUAUUUUCUUCACUA
Ctenocephalides felis (cat flea) is the source of this 1394-nucleotide messenger RNA. RefSeq lists its product as uncharacterized. Gene Ontology annotation, cellular component: cytoplasm. The coding region runs from base 1 to 1311 and encodes 436 amino acids. Gene Ontology annotation, molecular function: ubiquitin conjugating enzyme binding; ubiquitin protein ligase activity. NCBI's taxonomy places the organism in Eukaryota, Metazoa, Arthropoda, Insecta, Siphonaptera, Pulicidae. Gene Ontology annotation, biological process: proteasome-mediated ubiquitin-dependent protein catabolic process; multicellular organism development. The transcript is spliced from 2 exons. The record is from RefSeq and is a predicted model, not a curated record.